AUGGCAGCCGCCGCCUAUGUGGACCACUUCGCCGCCGAGUGCCCCGAGUCCACGUCGAGCCGCGCUGUCGUGCAAGGGCCGCGAGAGGGGCCGGACCCUGGACCCGAGGGCGCGGCCGUGGCUGUAGCCGCUGGGCUGCCCCGCGUUGAAGAGCGCCGCGACGUCAAGGACAGCGCCUCGCUCUUCGUGGUGGCGCGGAUCCUGGCGGACUUCAACCAGCAAGCACCGGCGCCAGCACCGGCGGAGCGCAAAGAGGGCGCCUCGGCUCGGAAGGCGAGGACCCCCUGCCACCUCCCGCCCACGUCGCCCCCAUUCCACGAGCCCGCCUCUCCUGGUGGCGAAGGCGCGGCGGCCGCGCCCCUCAGCCCUGCGUGGAGCGAGCCCGAGCCGAGAGCAGAGGCGGGGUUGGAGCCUGAGCGGGAACCGGGGCCCGCGGGGAGCGGCCACCCCAACCUCAGACAAAGGGGCAGACGGGGCCGAAGUCACGCCAACCUCGAGUCCCCGCAGAGAAAGCACAAGUGCCACUACGCGGACUCCGAGAAAGUUUACAGGAAACCCUCGCACCUCAAGACACAGCCGAGAACUCACACAGGUCGGAGGCCCUCCGCCUGCAGCUGGCCGGACUGCAGCAAGAAGAUCGCGCGCUCGGAGGAGCUGGCGCACCACUGGCGCACGCACACGGGCGACAAGUUCAGCUGCCCCAUCUGCGGCAAGCGCUUCAUGCGCGGCGACCGCCUGACCAAGCAUGCGCGCCGCCACGCCAACUUCCACCCCGGCAAGCUGCAGCGGCGCGCGGGCGGCUCCCGCACCAGCUCGCUCAGCGACUACAGCUGCUCCGACGUCAGCAGCCCUACCAUCAGCCCUGCCAGCUCGCCCUGA
Molossus molossus (Pallas's mastiff bat) is the source of this 879-nucleotide messenger RNA. RefSeq names its product Krueppel-like factor 13. NCBI's taxonomy places the organism in Eukaryota, Metazoa, Chordata, Mammalia, Chiroptera, Molossidae. Gene Ontology annotation, molecular function: RNA polymerase II cis-regulatory region sequence-specific DNA binding; DNA-binding transcription factor activity, RNA polymerase II-specific. Bases 1 to 879 code for a protein of 292 amino acids. The record is from RefSeq and is a predicted model, not a curated record. Gene Ontology annotation, biological process: regulation of transcription by RNA polymerase II. The transcript has a single exon.